Molecule: messenger RNA, 2699 nt
Organism: Polypterus senegalus (gray bichir)
Lineage: Eukaryota; Metazoa; Chordata; Cladistia; Polypteriformes; Polypteridae
Gene: rnf139
Product: ring finger protein 139
Exons: 2
Coding region: 186-2198 (670 amino acids)
Biological process (GO): ERAD pathway
Cellular component (GO): endomembrane system; endoplasmic reticulum
Molecular function (GO): zinc ion binding; ubiquitin protein ligase activity
Source: RefSeq, a predicted model, not a curated record
UGACGCUCGGCCAUUGCCGCUUCCGCGUUCCGCACAUAGUAAACUGGGAGUCCCGGGGAAAAUGGCGUUCACGGAGGAUUCUGUCAAGUAGAACUCCUUAUUGACCAAGGAUAGAAUAAGUUACGGGGGCUCAGAUCGUAGGGGGAGAGGGCCAGUCCCCCCCUCCCCACAAGAAGCUCGUUGUAAUGGCUUCGCCUCACGGCCGCUUUUGGCCUUGGGCCUUGGAGAUCCUGGAAGUGUCGCUCCGAGUCCCUUGCAUUUUCAUCAUCGACGCCAUCUUUAACUCUUACCAUGACUUGGGCUCCGGCUGGGCCAGCGUCUGUGCGCGGAUCCUCUUCAGCUUAAUGGGGGUCCUUGUAUCCAGUGUUGUCCUCCUCCUAUCCCAGAAGGCUCUCUUCAGAUUCUACAUGCUGUGUUUUGCCGUGCUGCUGGGCGCAGUCACCAUUCUCAUCAACUAUGUCACCUUGCACAUCGAUUUCUACAGCGCUUAUUACACGGCGGUACUGGGCAUUAAGCUGCUUCCCCGCAGUGGGCCUUCACUCUGGCUCGGAAUCCUAAUGCUCCAGCUAAUAUUUGGAAUUGGCUAUGUCACCUUAUUGAACGUUCAGUCCAUUUUGGCUGCUUUAACUGUAUUGAACAUAAUGAUCCCUACGCUCUGCUUUAUAAUUGAGCUACCAGUAGAAGUGAGGGAGUUGAUAGCAGCGGCUUCAGGUUUCAUUUUGGCCAUAAACACUUUAGUAUUUUUAACAGUCAAAUUGAAGCACCUUUAUUAUUCUGUCCGUUAUGUUUAUCUUCUCAUUCGACACAUGUUCCGUAUUUAUGGAGUGCAGCUGCUGGUGGAAGACACUUGGAAAAGGAUCCGCUUCCCCGAUGUACUUCGGGUUUUCUGGCUCACACGGCUAAUGGCCCAAGCUGUCAUAUUGGUUUAUGUUGUCAAAGUGGCAGUCAAUGAUGAAAAAAAUCUCCAUUACCUGAUCUCUUGGAGUGAUUUCUGGGAGGUGCUUUGUAACCUCAUCAUAAGCGGCUGUGAUUCGACCUUAACAGUCCUGGGCAUGAGUGCAGUUAUUUCAUCCAUCGCACAUUAUGUUGGACUGGGGAUUUUGGCUUUCAUUGGAUCCACCGAAGAAGAGGACAAACGUUUGGGCUUUGUGGCCCCCGUCCUUUUUUUCAUUUUAGCGCUUCAGACUGGUCUCAGUGGCCUGGACCCCGAAGAGAGGCUUGUUCGACUAAGCCGCAACAUGUGCCUUCUGUUGACUGCUAUUUUGCAUUUCAUCCAUGGCAUGACAGACCCUGUCCUCAUGUCUCUGAGUGCCUCACAUGUGUCCUCUUUCCGCAGACAUUUUCCAGUUCUUCUGGUCUCCUUUUGUCUAUUUGUACUGCCCAUUUUGCUUAGCUAUGCCCUCUGGCAUCACUAUGCCCUGAACACUUGGCUUUUUGCGGUGACCGCUUUCUGCGUUGAAUUGUGUUUAAAGGUCAUUGUUUCUCUUACAGUGUACACCCUCUUUAUGAUUGAUGGGUACUAUAAUGUCCUGUGGGAGAAGCUCGAUGACUAUGUGUAUUAUGUGCGCUCUACUGGCAAUGUUAUUGAAUUUAUAUUUGGCGUGAUUAUGUUUGGGAAUGGAGCCUACACCAUGAUGUUCGAAUCGGGCAGCAAGAUCCGGGCAUGUAUGAUGUGCCUUCAUGCCUACUUUAAUAUUUACCUUCAAGCUAAGAACGGGUGGAAAACAUUCAUCAAUCGUAGAACUGCCGUCAAAAAAAUCAAUUCGCUUCCUGAGCUGAAGGGAAACCAGCUGCGGGAAAUUGAAGAUGUAUGUGCAAUAUGCUACCAGGAAUUCAGUACGUCUGCACGCAUUACACCAUGCCACCAUUAUUUCCAUGCCCUUUGCCUCCGCAAGUGGCUCUACAUCCAGGACACUUGCCCCAUGUGCCAUCAGAAGGUGUACAUCGAGGAAGACACAAGAGACAAUAUUACCAUUUCCAACAACAAUGGAUACGUAGCGCCAAAUGAAAACCUGCGGGGCUUGUUGGCAGAAGGCCGUCCAGAAGCUGCUGUAGUCGGGCCCGAGGCUGAAAACGAACUAAAUGAAGACAAUGAUAGUAUUGAAUAUGACGAGGAGAGCUGGGAGAUGCAAAAUGGUGCUACUGUUAUAGAAGAGGAGUAUAUUAAUGAUGACACAGACUCGAGUAGCGAAUGUUAAGAAAUCUGAAAGAGAGAUUUCAUUUUUACCUGUUGGCAUCAGGCAAGAUCUUUUUUUUUUGUGGGAAGGGUAAGAGGUAAUGAUUAAUAUGAGGUAUACGAUACAGUGCAUAUGCGACCUGUUUGUUUGUUUUCACAUUACUAUAACAAGGCAGGUCCAUUGGGCCUGUAAUUUUGAUUGGAAUUAUGUUUCGUUUCACCAAUAAUGAUUUAAAAUCAAAUCUCCUAGUUCUUGAAUUUGAAACAUGAAAGCUGUAAUAACCUAUUUAAUUUGUGCAUAGUUUUGAGUAUUGUUGUUUGUUAACAUAAUUUGUUAAAGCACAAUGAUUGAUACAUACUGGAAAACAUUUAAAAUCUCCUUAGGAUGGCAAGCUUAAUUUAUUGUGAUAUGCUACUGUAUGUUCACAACUGUACCUCUUAUCAUUACUACUGGUCUCUUGUGUGACCUUACUAAAUUUGUGUACAUUAUUGUACAUGCAAUAAAACAUGGCUUUCAUUUUUA